Messenger RNA from Coregonus sp. 'balchen', 5405 nucleotides. NCBI's taxonomy places the organism in Eukaryota, Metazoa, Chordata, Actinopteri, Salmoniformes, Salmonidae. The record is from the annotation of a GenBank genome assembly.
CGUGACUCCUUCCAAGGGGGCACCAUGGAGGACAUGUAUAUGCAACCUCAAAACAAACUCCUGCAAUUGUAUACUUAGCAAACCACCAAAAUCGUGCGACAGGCCUAGGCCACGUUCGCCCGAGUACACUGCAUCAUGGACGAGGAGAAUAAACUUCAGUUCCCGUCCCUUCCUUCGGCAAAGGAUAAUCUAUUGGUAAGCGCUAGUAUGCAAGCUAACGCAGCUAGCUAGCUACAUCUUUCUGGUUAGCUAGCUAAUGUCAUGAAGAAGUUAGCUAACUUGCUAGCAUACUCAAAAACAGCAUGAAUAACUUAGUCUAAUAACAUGUCAUCUAUCUCACUCUCUAAAUUUGACUUUUAGCUAAAUGUAAUCAUGUCUAAAGCAUUUUUCAAAUGCUCUCGUAUCAUAUUUCUGAUCAAAUUAGAUGUGUUCCGUUACCUACCUAGCUAACUAAUUUAACUAGCUAGUUUGCUAGCCAAAUAUCGCCAGUCGAAAGAGUUCAGCUGUCCCAUUGGCAAGUGUAGCUUAUGCUCGCUACAAGACAUCCAUGCAGGGGUAUAUUGUGGCAGAUGACUACUGACCGGCGAUUUAGGUUUGGUGACUGCAGUGACUAUUUAUGCAGAGCGCUAGCCAGUCAGUUAACAUAUUCUAUUGAUUUUCUGAUCUUUUCCUCAGGACUGGGCGUAUCCAAUGAGAAGAGAAAUGCAGGUAACGUUAGCUAACUGCCCUUUUUGUCCCCAAAGUGGAAUUAUUGUAAGGGGCACCAGAAGUGACUGCUGCUGAGUCAUAUUGGCCAUAGUAGCUAAAUCAUGUAAUCUCAUAAUGAUGUACCUAAAACCUGUUUCUCCAUUGUUUUAGGAAAUUCUACCAGGCCUGUUUUUAGGUCCCUACUCAGCUGCAAUGAAAAGCAAGGUAAUUUGGUAUACCGUAAAUCGACUGGGGUGGCUAUCUGCUGAGGGCAGGUGUGGGUGCAGGCAUUUGUUCCAGAUCAGUCAAGUGGAAACCUUUUACUGUUUAACAACCAAACGGAACGAAACUGUGAGGGAACUACCCAAAUUUGUCCAAUAGUAACGCUCAUUUGCAACAGAUGAAACGUUUUGCAACAGAAUUGGCGUAAUGAUUACACCCCUGAUUCAACCAAUCAAAGUAUUGACUGAAGACUAGGUUUAGUUGAUUACUAGAAGCUGGUGUGUUUCUGCUUGGCUGGAACAAAAGCCAGCAUCCACACCGGCCCUCUACGUUGGUCAUCGAAACAUUGAAGGUCCUGGGCUUGGUUUUCUGAUAGCGAUGGAACUUAGGCUUACAAGUGUUUUAACGAUCCAAAAACGACUGAAAAACACAACGCUGAGAGAAUGUUAGUUAAGUGCGUUGUUGGAGCAUGUGUUGAUACUGAUAGGAUCGAAAGAAAGGCAGCGCUGCUCUCUAUUCAGCUUUCUCCAUUCAAAUGUUACCUUGAAAUUAGAAUUAUUCCACAAUACUAAUGACGGAUCAGCUCCUAGAGAGAUGCUUUUGGGAAACCGGGACUAUAAAAUCACUUUUUGAGAUUCUACAAUCUUGUUAACUCAACCCUUGUUAACUCAACCCUUGUGUUCUCUUUUAGCUUUCCGUCCUUGAAAGACAGGGGAUAACCCACGUAGUGUGUGUCCGCCAGGAUAUCGAGGCCAAUUUUAUAAAGCCCAACUUCCCACAUAAAUUUAGGUAAGAGACAAACUGAGAACCGGUACUUGAUGUGUUUGAAACCCAAUGACAUCUCUCACUUAAAUCAACUAAUUCAUGUGGCCUGCUUUCUUCUGUUUUCAGAUACCUCGUUUUAGAUAUUGCCGACAAUCCUGUGGAAAACAUGAUUAGAUAUUUCCCUAUGGUGAGUUUCAGCAUGAGUGUGGUGGAUAAUGUUACAUAGUAUUGCAGUCUGCCCUGUUAUUGUCAAAGGCCUACAUAUUUAUAUUUUUUCUCUCUUCACAGACAAAAGAAUUCAUUGAUGGCUGUUUAGCCAGUGGAGGUAAUAAGAAUGUAUUUAAUUGAAUAGAAUAUUGUCUUUAGAAUUUAGUUGCAACAAACUGUGUGCAUACAACAGUGUGCGGGUACUUUUACUUCAAUGUUACAAUUCUUGUACCCUGCACCUGGAGAAUUGUUGGAUUUUGCGAUACACUACUAUACAGUACUUUUGAACUCUUCAGGGAAAUAUAUCUUGACUCUGUCCUUGUCUUGUUCCCAUAGGAAAGGUACUAGUUCAUGGAAACGCAGGGAUAUCAAGAAGGUUGGUCACAUCUAAUGUUAUAGAUUUGAUUUUGAACAGAUCCAUAAUGUUUGAAAAUACUCUUCUUGCCUGCUUGUCUAUUGAUAUUGAUCUUCCUGUUAGACAAGUAUCACUCUCAAUCACAAUUAUUGUCUUCUCCUUUCAGCGCUGCCUUAGUUAUUGCAUACCUUAUGGAGACAUUUGGCAUAAAGUACAGGUAAGACCAUUCAACAAACCAAGCAGGCUUCAUUUAUUGCAUAGACACUGUCCAGAUGCAUGGUGACCAAAUAUCUCGUACAAUGUCCUGCUGAAAAUUUGCUGGUUCUUCUACAGGGAUGCUUUCAGCCACGUUCAGGAGAGGAGAUUCUGCAUCAACCCUAACGUGGGCUUUGUGCAUCAAUUACAGGUAGGGUCCUCUGUAUUAGGUCGUGAACUCAUCUUUUAAACAGCUCUGACCACUGAGAUAGAAAAAUUACAUGAGGCAUAUUCAAUGGUUUUCAACAUGACAAAAGUGGCAGAUGUCUGCUUGAUACAAGACAUUUCUGUCUGAAUGGUUUGUAAUGCUGCGCUCUCCAUCUCUUGAUGACGUGUUUUCUAGGAAUAUGAAGCGAUCUACUCUGCUAAACUAACCAUCAAGAUGAUGUCACCAAUACAGCUGGGCAGAUCGUUCUCCCUGCAUGCUGGAAUGCCAGGUCAGUGUGUGCAUCUUGCAUUCAGGUGACAGUUACAGGAAUCUAGGCUCAUUCCACGCUUGCCAUACACGUCUGUUUCACCGUGGGUGCAUUUGAGAUGACUUACCAACGGCCUAGAAAGUAGUCGAUUGCAGUCAGCGGAGGUUCUUACGUACAGACAACACAUUUAGUGGUUUUCCAACCGCAAAGCUCAUGGCAGUGUCAAAAUAGCUACCGUUGUUCAUAAGAGGUUUUAGUUAGAAUGUCACAAACUCUUCUCUACCACCCUAUAUUUUCCAACAACACAUUAACUAAAUAUCAUAUUCAUUUGGAUCCGCUAUAGCAGGGGUACUCAAGUACUAUUUGAGAAGGUUCCGAUCACACAAAUUUCCUAGGUGGCAAAGGUCCGGAUGGAUAUCGUCUUUUAUCGGCGUAGUAACAAACCCCCACCUCACAACCCAUGCGACCCAACCUGUUCACACCCCUCUAGAAAUUAACAUUUUUAAAGCUAAUUUGCCGCAAUUCUACACAUUUUGCGUGGGUCAGAUAAUUUUCUUGCGGUUUUAAAGCUAAUUUCCUGAAAUUCUACACAUUUUUCCAUGUCUGAUGUGUGUUUAUAUGAUACCAGGGGUUGAAGCCCGACCGCGGUCUGACAGUUGAGUAUAUGGGAGCACUAUAGCUUAUAAAUGGUGGCAAAAAUUAUUCAGGUUCACGUAGGUCAAGCUAAACACCCUAAUGAUUGGGGGACAAUUGUGCUUCCCAUAAUGGCUGCAGUGGGUGAGGAGCAACUACAGAGACUUGCAGCGCUUCGAUCAAAAACGGCAUGCCCUCCAAUCAUGUGGUUUAUGCAGUCGACAUGUAGGCUCAACUUUUAUCCCCGUGUUACAACAUGCAUUUAAAGAAGUUGAUCAGCAACUGAGCAGAAUUAAUGCUCUCAAUAGUGCCCAAAGACAAGUGGUUCUUUCCCAUGAAAUUCAGGUGUUUACACAAAGUUUAGUAAAGGGAUACUUCAGUAUUUUGGAUAAUUUCCUACUUACCCGGAUUCAGACAAACUCGCAGAUACCAUUUUUAUGGGUCUGUGUGCAGUUUAAAGGAAGUUGAAGGUAACAUUUCGUUAGCUUAGUUCAAUUGCUGGAAGUCUCCAGUAAGGACUAGCCAGCACAUGUCAAAAGCAGGGAAAGACACCUAACUACUUCAAAGCUGGGUGGUUGGUCGUUUAUAGUCUUACAAAGCUAUGCAUAGUCAUCGAUAUUUUGUAAAUGUGUACAUUUUACUGUUCAACGUAAGAAACAAGAUUCUAUCGACUUACUCAUUCUGUCGUAUAGAGAUCACAACGUUGUAUCUGUCCCAUUAUGGCAUCUGUCAAUGGCGUUGCCCAUGCGCUCACAGGUGCCAUGAUGGGACAGAUGCACCAUUGCGAUCUCUAUGAGACAACGGGGCAGAAUGAGGAAGUGGAUGGAAGAUUUCUGCUUCUUACGAUUAUCAGUAAAAUGUAUAAAAUAUGAAUAACUAUUUAUAGCUUUGUAAGACUAUAAAUGACCAACCACCCAGCUUUGGAGUAGUUAGGUCUAUUUCCCUGCUGGCUAGUACUUAAUGGAGACUUCCAGCAAUUGUGCUAAGCUAACAAUAUGCUACCUUCAAUUUCUUUCAAACUGCACGGAGAGACAUAGAAUUGAAAUUAUCCAAAAUACCGAAGUAUCCCUUUUAAGUUCACCAUCAGUCACCACUAUCUUUCCCUCUCUUUAUUUCUGGAUGUUUGACCCUGUGAAUGUCUGUACUUCGCAGGCAGCCUGAAACGAAGCCUGGAGGAAGACGAGGACUUCGGGGGAAUGCAGGUCACUGCUGCGCAGAACGGAUAGGCUUAUUAUGCAGAGAGCAGUGUCUUCGCAUACAGUGCAGUCUUUUUUAACAUUUUUAUUGGGAUUAAAAAUGUUAAUAUUUCAACUUUUCUAAAGGGUGGGGGUGGGGAAUUGGGUUAGCUUCCUGACGUCUGAGACCAAAGGGAGAGGGGUACAGUUUCAUAAGUGACUUAUUAUUAUUUGCUGUAUGCACUGAUGAGGUUUUUUGCAGUUUUAUAGUAUUUAAAGCAUUUUGCAUUUUCAGCGGGACAGUAUUGCAAUAAUGCACUUUUGAUACUUGAAUUAUUAUUUCUCGCCAGAAGGGGGCAGUUGGCGUAAGGGACAGUGAUAUAAAGUCAAUGCCUUAUGGGAGAGAUGGAGGCCCAUAUUUGGGAAUUGGGAAUGUUGGACAGAGAUCAGGCUUAAAAUGUGAUGGUAUUUAAAUGAAAUGGAGAGAAAAAAGCUUGCCAGAGAAUUACGACCCACUGCUCAAUAAACAGACGGCUAACAUGUCUGUUGUACUGUCAUUUCUUGAUGAUCAACUUAACACUUAUGGAAGUUCAAGAAAAAGUGGGGAAUAAAAUAACUAAGCUAAUGUGCCCAAAUAUUAUAAGUCUCAGGUUUUAUUAUUUUGACAAAUAGACAAAGUAACAACCAGUG